AUGGCAGAGUACGAGGAAACCCUGCUGGUGGUCAGCUUCAUCAGACCCGAGUCAGAAACUUCUACGGCAGCUUUCGAGAAGAUGGUUACGCCGGUGUCAGACUUCCUAGAUCAGGCAAAGUUUUUCGUCAAGUUCCGGAAAGACGAAAAGAACCCGUCGAAAAGCCAGCUGCCUUAUCUCUACCAUAGAUGGUGUACGGCUCCCCCCGAACUAGAAGCUUGGCUGAGUCGUGGCUCGGACCAAGAUCUCUUCGAAGGAAUCGAGAAGGGGUUGGUGCGAGACGAGUUUUAUGUGAAGGAGCUGUCACUCGGAAUCAUCAUGAAUUUGACAGACUUCUAUCCAGAGGAUGUCAUCCCUUGCACGAUCCCGGAUGCAAAAGGGCCGUGGAAAUCCGGCAUAGUUGCUAAGGCGAAAUUCGACCACGUUCACAAGAAACUUUCGAUCUUCAUCGACAUGAUACAUUCCUGCAAGAAGUUGAAUGGCGGCAAGACGAGCCAGAAGCUGGAAGUGAAUUAUUCGUCGGUCGCGCGUGCGAUCGUUGACCUCCGAGAAGGAGAGACCAACCUAUACUUGCGGAUAACUCACCCCGCAAUCCUGUCCGAAUCGAAGGGGGAAUCGAAACGACCGAAAUACCAUCGUCAUCAUUUGAUGGGCUGCGCUGAAAAAGACUGCGUGCUGCGGAUCAUUUCUCGCCGCUACGGAGGUUGCAACGUUCUUAGACUGCAAUGGCAGAACGCCAAAGGAGUGCUUCGGUGGCUGCAUACUAUAGUUGCGAAGCUUCAGCGAAGUGAAAGCGUCAUUGCGUCGGUCAGGACGAGGCCGAAGCUCAAAUCUGCGAUCAAAGAACUCAACGGGAUUAUGCACGAGUUCUACAACGACGAAUCGAUCUCGUUCAGAGCAAAGUAUGCCAUUGAAGCCUGUAAAUUGAUCUCUUUCGAUCUACUGAGACAGUUGGCGACCCUCUCCAGGGAGAAGGUGUGGGAGUUUCUCGAGCUGUUGAAAGAGUUCGCACGAUAUGAGGGAAACCACGAGCUUUUCGAGAAGACGAUGUUCAGCUUGUUGAAGGCUAUCGACGAGGGUAAUGUUCUCCUGUACACCGACGCCGUCCCUUCCCAAUUCCGAAAAUUCCGGGUUCAGGAGCGGGAGAAGAAGCGUAAAGGGAUCGCGGACUGCGACAGUGAGAGAAGUCUACAGGGAAUGGCUAUCAUAUACAAGGUAUUCCUCACACCCUCACGGACCAUUUUGCGUCCUCCGGAGGAACACGGCGAAAAUCGGAUUCUGCGACAAGUCAGCAGGGACUACAUGCUACGAGUCGCCUUCCGAGACGACAAUCUUGAGAAAUUGACGCACAAUCUGACUCGAGAGGAGGGUCGUAAUUUCUUGGAGUACUUUCUCAAAGGAUUUCUCAGGGAUGGAAUCGAAAUUGAGAACAGGACCUAUGAGUACUUGGCCGCGUCCUCGUCGCAACUGCGCGAUCAUGGUUGUUGGUACUACGCCAAGGACGAGCAUGGUCGCGAUUCAAAGUCGAUUCGGGAAGAAAUGGGAUCAUUCGAUGAUAUAAAGAACGUCGGCAAAAAGAUGGCGCGGGAGGGGUUGUGCUUCUCGAGUACGAUCGAGACGGUCAAGGUUUCCGAAGAUGAAUGUACAAUAGAAGAAGACAUCACAGGUGGUGCGCAUGAGAAAUCCAAUAAGCCGUACACGUUCAGUGACGGCAUCGGUAAAAUAUCCGCGGAACUCAGGGAUGACGUCUGCGAAGCUCUCAAAGACAGUCUCAGGGACAAGAAACCGUCGGCUUUCCAAAUCCGGUUCCGAGGAGCCAAAGGAAUGGUGGCCUUCGACCCUUGUCUCGAGGGACGGCGAUUGGUCUUGAGAAAAUCCAUGGUCAAAUUCGCCUCGACAUCCAGCUCUUCUUUCGAAGUGAUCAAAUACUCGGAAGACAGAAGCCUGACUCUCAACAAACAGAUUAUUACCAUAUUGGAACAGCUCGGAGUCCCGGCCGAGAUAUUCUUGCGUUAUCAGGAAGCGAACAUCAUCGAUUUCGCGGACGCUCUACUUUUCGAGAAUCAGGCUCACGAAAGGCUGACAGCCUCCAUAAAAAAAGAUCCCGAUUGUGUGAUAGAUUUUUCGAAAUUCCGCGAGUUCGGAAUGUCGGUCGUCCGGGAUCCAUACUUCCGGGCCAUGUUGAUUGAGCUCUACAGAUACAUUAUAACGAACCUCAGAGACAAAGCCCGCAUCUCCAUCCCUUGGGGUCUUGGGAGGAAUUUGCUUGGGGUUAUCGAUGAGACCGGCAAAUUGGAAUACGGCCAAGUCUAUGUGAGGUACACUCCUAGGGAGGAUACGUCUGGACCAGAUAUCAAAGUGGACAAUAACACUGACGAGGAUGGAUCGCCGGGGAGGCUUCCGGAGCCGAAUAUCCAGGAGUCUUUCUUCGAUCUGACUGACGUCUCGAAAAUGAAUCUAGGCCGAGUUCUCGUGACGAAAUGCCCCUGCGUACAUCCGGGAGACGUGCGAAUGUUGGAGGCCGUUGACAUUCCUGAACUGGCGCAUCUUGUCGACGUCAUCGUUUUCCCUCAAAAAGGUCCCCGACCGCAUCCCAAUGAGAUGGCCGGGUCGGAUCUGGACGGUGACGAAUACGCUGUCAUUUGGGACCAGAAUUUCUUCUUCGAUAAAUGUCCAUGUGCGGAAUGUAAAAGAUCGCCCCGACCGGACGGAAAUCAUAGGCCCAUGAUAUUUGAUGAUGCCCCGGCCGAGCCGAGCGAAAGCCUCGAGUUGGAGGAUUAUUACAAUUUCAUCUGCCAAUUCAUUCUGAAUGACAACAAAGGCACCAUCAGCAACGCUCACCUCGCGCAUGCCGACCGGGAGGAAGAUGGCAUAUUUUCGGACAAGUGUCUCAGGUUGGCGGAGAAAGUCAGCAUGACUUUGGACUUCGCGAAGACCGGCCGCCUCACGCAAUUGGAGCCCAGCGAGGUCGUUAAAGUUUACCCUGACUUCAUGCAGAAGCAGGAUCACAAGGCUACUUAUCGCUCCGAAAAGGUCUUGGGGAAACUGUAUAGAGCCAGUCGAGCCCUGGAGAUCACUGUGAAACAGGGUUCUAGCGGAUGUGAGGAGAGAUACGUGAACGAGAACUUCGAAUUAGAAGGCUGGGAAGAAAAAAAACAGGAUGCACUAAUAUUCGUGGAGAAGUACGAGCAUCGACUCACCAAUAUCAUGGGGCGCAUGGGAAUACAGAGCGAGGCUGAAAUUAUGGUCAGCAUCGUUACCCAGGUCAGCAAAUACAUGUCGAAGAGCUUUCAUGAUCUCGAAGAACUACAGGAGCAGCUGGAGCGCCAACGUUUUUUCCUCAAUCUGAAAAUGAAAGAAGACUUCGAAAGAAUGACUCGAGGUGAUAAAGAUCAGAAAAUGCUGCUUGCCUCGGCGAUAUACAUGCUCGUCUACGACCCCCCGGGUGGCGAGAAGCUGACGCCUUUCUAUGGGGCUCCGUGGAUCGUCUUCGACCAGCUCUCAGACUGUAGUAAGGUGAACAAGGAUUAUUUCGAAGAAGUUCCCAACUGUCCCAUCGCGCUCCGCAUCACGGAAGCCAUGUCCGAGAAAUUCCAGAAUGACAACUACAAGGACAAAAUGAAGUCGUUGAUUGUCAUCAAGAGAUGGGCGGAAGCCGAGGGUCUCCUGGGCUCAGAAAGAGAGUUCAGCACCUGUAACGAAUGUCUCCACAGCAUAUUCGAGGAGAGCCGAAAAUCCACCAUCCACGAGCUGGAAAUCGACCCGAGCAUGGGUGCACAUGUUCUGCUCUUCAUCCGUUACUGUGCAAUGAACUUCGGCACAAAGAUCCGGGCGCUUGAGCUGCCGAAAUGCAAGCGGGAAUGUGCGCUGCAAAAAAAGUUACCUGAAAUGAUACAAAGAAUAACCAGCGCGGCUAUCGGAACAUACAGCAAGCUGGCUGUGACCAACGACAUAUGUGCAAUAACAGGCCUCAGUUGCGGGAGGGAGCACGGACAAGGGAACUUCUGGACCACCCGGAGCUGUGUACCGUUGGUUCUCAACGUCAGAGACAUCAAGAACAUCGAGUUCCUGCAUGAAUAUCAGGAGCAUAUUCCUACGAUCCUGCGAAAAUGGUGUGACGCCGAGGAGAAGGACCGAAUCGCCCUCUCUUUCGAAAAUUCGAGGGGGGAACGUCACAUCGAAGUGAUCAUGGAAGCCAAGGAGUGGGUGCUACACAGAUUGGAGGAUCGCCUCUACAGUUUCGAUAAUGAGAAACUCCUCAGACAACAACUGGAAGAGGAGCUGAGAGCGAUGGGCAAAUAUAAGAAAUCACCUUCUACAACGAUAACAAUAAUAAGGGGGAUAAGGACGAGCGGUCACGACGACGAAGACGACGACGACUACAACGCUCAAAAAAAAUAUCAUUUCAACAAUAAAAACAACAAGUUGAACAACAAAACUCUCAACGUAGACAACGCCGACGUAGACGACGACGACGACCUCGUAGACGCGAUCGGUGACAACAAUAACAGACGGCGAAGCAAUAACAACGCCUCGGACAAGGAUCCGUGCCACCACAUCCGCGCAGGUGCUGGACGCAAAGUUCGGGAUAUUUGGUUUGAGGAAUCCGCUCUCGGCAAGAACGUUUUCGGCAUCCGUUGUCGUCUAUUGAGCUGCAGCGCUUAG
Molecule: messenger RNA, 4665 nt
Organism: Galendromus occidentalis (western predatory mite)
Lineage: Eukaryota; Metazoa; Arthropoda; Arachnida; Mesostigmata; Phytoseiidae
Exons: 22
Coding region: 1-4665 (1554 amino acids)
Biological process (GO): siRNA processing
Cellular component (GO): nuclear RNA-directed RNA polymerase complex
Molecular function (GO): RNA-directed RNA polymerase activity
Source: RefSeq, a predicted model, not a curated record